This is a messenger RNA of Aspergillus neoniger CBS 115656, 485 nucleotides long. RefSeq lists its product as uncharacterized. The record is from RefSeq and is a predicted model, not a curated record. Bases 129 to 485 code for a protein of 118 amino acids. Lineage: Eukaryota; Fungi; Ascomycota; Eurotiomycetes; Eurotiales; Aspergillaceae. The transcript has 3 exons.
CGAUCAACGUGAAGUCAUGAGGUGCAUGUCGGACCUCUGAUCAGAUGAAGGGAUGAUAUCAUUAAACUCAGAUUCUCAAUAGAUCUCAAGCUUGGUCGGUCACAUGGUCCUCGCCAGUGUUUAUUGGCAUGAUCUUCCCAUUGCAAACACAAAACAGAAUGUCGGGCACCCAUUCUCUUGCCCCCUCUAGAUGUCUUACUCGUGGCAUCUGCCGAGUCAGUUGUCAAAUGAAGGCAACAAUAUCAUUCGAUAGCCUUGAGUUUUCCAGACUGCAAGACCGCGCAGACUUACAGCAUGUAUGCCUCUUUUUCUUCACCUGCGAACUCGAUAGGGUUGAUGCAGCCACUAUGAAGACCAUGCGACAAAGUAGACACCUGGACGGAUGUCAUUCGAGCAAAGGAUGGGUCCCCAAAACUUGUUGGCGUGAUGUGGGGGUUUAUUGUGUGUGUGUGAAGGAGGGUGACAGCCGCGCGAAGCAAAGUUAA